AUGACGCGCGGCGCGCAGGGAGAGCGGCGAGAGGGAGAGGUGGCGCGCGCGCUGCGGAGCCCGAGCCGGAGCCGGAGCCGGAGCCGCCUUCGCCGCCGACCGACGCGGACGGGCUGGGAGCGGCUCGCCCCGGCGGCCUUUCCGAGCCCGAGGCGCCUCGCUCCGCCGCCGCCGCGCCCGCGCCCCAUGCCUCGGGGCGGCGCAUCCCCCGGACCGCCGCUUCGCCCCAGCCGCCGGCUCCCUGCCCGGCCGCCGCGCCUCACCACAGCGCCCACCUGCUGCGGCUUCUCGGGGAACCAGGCGCGGGACGAACUGCAUGUAAAGACGGAACCGCCACAGCGCCCCAGUACGUAGGCGAGGCGCGGCGCGGCGCCCCGGCCAGCCCGGCCACUUGCGCAAAGUUUGGGGGCUUCGCUUCUCGCUCGGCGGGGCGCCCGGGAAAGCGGCGGCUCCGGCUGCUUGGCGUUGUCAUGGGGAUGGCGCGCGGGGGGCUCGGGCGGGCCGGAGGGCGGCGACCUGUCCUGCUCCGGGGCAGCGGAGCUUCCCGGCGGGGGGCGGGCCGGAGGCGCGGGGCGCGGGGCGAGGCGCCGAAAGAGGCAGGCUGGAGUUGCGCGCGGGGAGCGGCGGCACUUUUCGGCCGGCGAGGAAGUGGGUCUCUCCCUUCUCGGCUCGGCUCCGCGGGUCCCGCCUUGGAACCCGGCCGCUUUGGCGAUCGUGGGGGAGCAGGCCAGCUCCUGAAGUGAAGCGGAGAGAGCCUUUCUCAUCCCGGAUCGAGAUCUGCCUCGAGGGCAGCCCCGUCCGGACCAGGCAUCCUGCACGUGCCCCUGGCUCGAGGCGGUCCAUCGGAAGCAGGUUGCUGGGCGGAUCCCGCGCUGCGGCGAGGCCAGCGGCAGGCGCCGACCCGGGCUCUCGGGGGGCGAGGCGGACUUGCCCCGGGGCGGAGGCGGGUGUCUUCGCCCGGCCUCUGAGCCCCCUCGUCCGGGGUGCGGCGAUGCCCAACCUCUUCUGGGAAGAGCGGGGCGAGGCGGGAUGGACGCUGCUCGGGGGCAGGAGGCGGAUGCCGGGCGAAGAAGGGGCUUUUCUAAUGGACGGUGUCUAACUUGAAAGUAAGGAGGAUGGUGGUUUUUGGGGAAGAGUGUCCCGGCAGAGGACUCGCCAGCAGCCCCCCAUCGGGGACUCCGGAGGAAGGGUUUCCACAGGUGGGACUGGAGUCGCUUCGCUUUUAGAAAGGCGCGCCGGAGGGAUUUAGGCGCGACUUGGAUUUCGCGCUCUUGACGGACCGGCUCCUGGUUCUCCUGCCGUGUUCAAGUCCUUUGAGACCCCGUCGGACAGUCAUUUGGUGGUCCUCCGGAGGGCGGGGGCUCAGCAAACUCCUGGGAUUUUCUUGGCUUCCUCCUUGCGAAGUUUGCUUUCUCCUUGCCGGCCCAUCCUCUCCCUGGCCAUACCUCUGGCUAACCGGGAAAGAGGGGAGGGGGGUGGCAGCUUGCCAAGGGUGCCAGCCCGUCCCUUGCCCACUUAGGAGCCGGGGGGCGGGCUGGGGGCGACGGCUGAGGGCGCGAUGGUCCAGGGUGCUUGGGGGGCGCCAGUACUUCGCGUCCUUGGGGCGCCGCGGGCUUGAGAGUCUCCAGGGGGCCCGGGACUUUGAGGCCAGCAAGGGGGAGAGAUGUCGAGCCGGGGCAGCCCAGCCGGCCCCUCCAGCCCUGGUCUUCAGCUGAUGGGUGGGCAGCCUGAGCCAAGGAGCUGGGUGGGUCCCCUAAUGCGUUUCGGUGCUGAGAAGGUGGAAGCGAAGCUGCCCCGGGGUCGGGGGAGCUUCUGGCGCUGGGAUCGGGCCGGCCCUGGCCCGGCUGCUCCCACCCCAAGGCGGCCGGGGGCGGUUCAGGGGGUCCGAUGCGACUCCUCCGGGCGCGAGCAGGAAGAGCUGUGCGCCCGGCUGCGCGAAGCUCAGUUUUAACUUGGUUGAAAGUUGGUGCCUUGCGCGCCCAGCGGAAGGGGAAAGGGGAGCCACACGCGGCUCUUCUGGGGAAGGGAGCCCUCCGCCCCCUCGACGGGGUUGCUGGGGCAGAAUGGACCUUCUCCGGCCACAGCAGGGAGGCCGCUUAGUGCCCGCGCAUGGGCAUCCCCGAGGGCACGAUGCCGCCCGAGAAGGGCGCCCCUCCUCGAGGAGACGAAGGCGAGCAAAGGUUGCGCCCCUCUCGCCUUCGCCCAGCGGCGGGGGGUGGGAGGUGGCGCUCCGGGGGCGCUUGGCUUUGGCGCCUGGCGUCGGGGAAGCCCCCUGUCGGGACACACGCCCCCUCCCCAUGCCGACUCCCCUCGAAGGGCGGGCAGGGGCGCUCUCGGACCCUGGACUUUCCGACACCCGAGGCCAGAAAUGGGGUCGGGUGUGGCUCCGUCCAGAGCAGCCUGGGCUGCAAGAUCAGGGGAGCCUCGCGGCAGGUUUCGAGCUCGCCUUUCGCCUGAAUAAAAGCGCAUCGGGUAGAGACGGGGGUGGCCGGGGCUGCCGACUGGCUGUCCCCCUCGAGGGCUCCCCGGACUUGCCUGGACGGCAGGCGCCCGCCUCUCCCCAGACCCCUUCCUCCGCCGACUCCCUUGUCUCCGUCUUGCAGAGUCCAGGUCGGAAGAGCCCUCUCCGGGGAGCCCCCGCCAGCCCGACGCCGACGAGCCAGCGCCGCCCCCGCCAGCCGCCCCCGCCGCCCAGCCCGCUGUCCGCACCAUUCGGCCAGCAAGUCACCGUCCAGGUAACGGCGCCCAGCCCGGCCGGGGCCUCCCCGGGAGCCCGCCUCCCGUUUCCAGCGCGGCUCCUCCUUUGCUUUCUUCGGGAAAGCGCCUCUCCCCGGAGCGGGGGCCGCGGGGCGAAGGGGGCUUUCCUGCCCAAGGAAUGGAUGUUGCUCAGGGCUUCUCGUCUGGGUGCAGUCUUGGUCUGGAGGUGAAAGAGGGCGUUUUCCAAAAGCAAGGAAAGAAAACUUGGAGAGAGGUCUCUGAGCCUCCUCUAAUAUAUACUGUAUAGAAAAAUUAGAUGCGCAGCACACAAUUUAAAGUCGAGAGUUUUCUUUGGAGUAGUUUUCAGUCAGAAAGAAGGUAGAACGCUCCUGGCUGCAUCUUUUAUUGGAAGUUAAGCCUCGCUUUUUUUGCAGUGGCGCUUACUCCCUUAGUAAGUGUUUAGGGUUGCAGCCUGAGUUCUCUUUCUUUGCAAAUCCCAGUAGUUAAAAUCUGCAAAACAUAUUUUACUAUAAACAUGAAUGUUAAAUCUUAAAUAACUGUUUAUAGAGCAACUUUCCUUAUAAUGGGGCAACAGUAAAACUGCCAGAAGAUUUGCAAAGCUAAGCAGAGCCUGGUAUGUUUUGUAGGAUUCCAACUACUUACAUUGUAAAUUUAUUUAUGGAUUUUAAUGGAAAAAUUGAAAUGAGAGCAAGAAGUUGUUUUACAAAUUAAGAAAGAGGAGCUGCUAUUUAAAUGGGGGAGGCCAUUAUGAUAAUUGUGGAUUUGUUUGGUUCCUUUACAUUUAUUUUGAAAUAAACAAGAAACCUAAAUCUCCUGUCAUGCAUAAUAAAUAUGCAACAUACAGUAUGUUCUUCCCUUUUACCAAAAGGUCUCUUUUAGUUCUCAAAAACUGAUACUAAAACUUGAUGAUUUAAUGUUUUAUUGCAUGUGUUUAAUCUUUUUCACAGUUUGUUUCAUUAAAGUAUCAAUGAAAAUAACAGAAAAUAAAAUGGUAUAUUUAUUAUAUUUUAUUCAGAUUCUUGUAUGGGCAUUUACAGUGCUAUCAUAGCAUUGUUGCUGGUGUUAAAGCUAGUUUGAUUUACCUUCACAAUAACAAGCUUCAAAUUAUAAAAAUAUCAAUAUGCAGAUCCAACAGCAAUAACCAUUUAUCUCUAGUAUAUGUUCUUCCUUUCUAUACCACUGACAAACAUUUUCAUUUUUCUCUCUUUCUGUAAUGUCUUGAUAUUUUGAUUUCUCCCCUGCCCCCUCCCAGCUUGGGUAUUAGGACCUAAUUGUUUGGAGCCUAUUAGUUCUUCUUUUGCUUCUUGAUUGAUAUAUUAAAAAUAACUGAAAUGUAAGCAGUCAAGGGGUUGGGGAGCUGAAUUGUGUCGUUAUAUCAUUGGAAAACUCUGAGUAACUCUGCUCACUUGAUCCAGCUGACUGAAAGCCAGUGUUAACUUUUGCACAUUAUGGGAUGUGCAAUUCCCACAUUCAUUCGAGGGGCUGCCACAAAUGUGAGGAACUCCUUAUGUGGAAAACCUUUCAGGCUGCAACGCUAUAUCCAGUUACUUUGGAGUAAGUCCCAUUGGACUUGUGUAUCUUUCAUUGCCUGAAACUGAACUGAGAGAUAGCACACUAGUCAUAUGCAUGUCUCUUUUUCGCACUCCCUGAACAGAAGUAUUUUCCAAGUAGAAAAAUUGUUUCAUUUUGUCGCAUUUCGAAGCAUCUCCAAGGCAGAAGGGAGAAAAUGUGUUUUAGUUGGACUUGCAAUAAAGUAACACAAGGAACAAGUACUGAUGAGAAAACUUGGGAGUUCAGCCAUUGCUAAUGGACCCUUUCCUCUUUGCCCUUGCAGAUAUGCCCUGCGUGCAGGCCCAGUACAGCCCUUCGCCCCCUGGAUCAAGUUAUGCAGCUCAGACCUUUACCUAUGGCUCGGAGUACAACCCCGAGAUCAUGAACCCGGACUACACCAAGCUGACCAUGGAGAUGAGCGGGGCUGAGAUCAGUGCCACUGCCACCACCUCUCUGCCCAGCUUCAGCACUUUUAUGGAGGGCUAUGCUGGGAAUUAUGAGCUCAAGCCCUCCUGCUUAUACCAAAUGCAGUCCUCUUCGCCUUCCUCUUCCGCAAGCCAGAGGCCCCUCGUCAAGAUGGAAGACAGUCGGAUGCAUGGCUACCACCCUUCCUUGCCUCCCUCUGCUGAUGAAGGCAUGGCUGUGAACACCUCCAUGUACUUCAAGCAGUCCCCGCCUUCCACGCCCACCACCCCCGGGUUCCCCCCACACCAGGCCCCCUGGGACGAGCCGCCGCCGCCCCCUCUUCCGCCAGCACAGACCUGCAUGGCCCCUGGCCACCUGAUGAGCGCUGCCCCCAUGAAAACGGGGCCUGGCCGCUUCCCACUCUUCCACUUCAAGCAUUCGCCGCCCCACACGCCACCUGCCGGCGCCCACAUGUGCUACGACGCCACUGCCUUGAGCCUGCCCAUGGGAUCGGAUAGACCCCCCACCGGCCAAGCCGCCAUGGAAAACCACCCAUACGGGCUCCCGUUGUCCAAGAGAGCAGCCGCCUUAGCCUUCUCGCCGCUGGGUCUCAAUGCAGCCGCUUCCAGUCUUCUGGGGGAGAGCAGCGGUAGCAGCAGUGGUCUUCCCUCCCCACCCAGCAGAAGCUCUUCGUCAGGGGAGGGCACUUGCGCCGUGUGCGGGGACAAUGCUGCCUGCCAGCACUAUGGCGUGCGGACAUGCGAGGGCUGCAAAGGCUUCUUCAAGGUAAGAACCGCAAUGUGAGCCCUCCGCUCUCCCCUCCCCUCCAGCCAGUAGCGGUGUAAUCCAAUACACACAGGGCCUGCUAUCCCAAUGCUCGUUGUGCAAAAAUUCACUUAUCUGAGCACAAGGAUUUAGUACCCAAACCUCAUUAUACAUAAUGCAGAUUCUGAUAUUCGAAGCGUCAGACGUGUGUGUGGUGCUGUAAACAGAUAAGCAGCCUUAAACAAGUCUCCUUUUUGUGUUUUUCUGGGUUGCGGCACCCAUUUCUCCAGAAACCCUGGUUGCAGGAGGGGGAGAGAUUUGACAACUAAGAAAACUCCCCCCCCCCUUCCUUGCAAGGAUUUAGAGGGGUUUCCCAGGUCUUUUCCUCAUUUUGGAGUCAAAAUUCUGUGGUCAGGAAUGCAUUCGAAGUCAUGACUCGUUAUGCAGAUAUUCGCCUAGCAAUUUCCUGAGAACACAUUGUGUUUAGAGAGCAGGACCUGUGUGUAUGUGUUUAGGUAAAAGUAAGUCCCAUUGUGUUAAGGAGGGUUUAAGGAUUGCUAUGUGUAUUUAGGAUUGCAGCCUUAUUUGUGAGGAGGCCCCAUUGAAAACAAUGGUAUUUCUAAGUGGAUGUGGAUUAAAAGCUGCACAUUUCAAUGGAACAAGUUUGGUUGCUUUCCAUGGGCCUUGGUUGCAACCAGUUUUCGCUGAAUAUUGUAUCUGCUCUGAAGCUUUUACAUUGUUCAUUUAUUUAUUUUUUUAAAAUUGCCCUACCUGAUUUUUCUGGGAAAAUGCAAGAUAGCUAACAAAUCAGUAAUGGAACAAUAUGAAAGUAAGAUUCAAAUAAUCCCCAAAUUAAAGUCAACCACAGAAUCAAAAUAUCAGAAAAUGAAAAGCGCAUUUGAUGAUUCCAAAACAGCCAUUGAAUAAGUACAAAACUAAGCCGGCAAAUAAUUUAAUUAUAAAGCCAGGGGCCUUUUCACCAACCACCUAAAGUGGAAUCUCCCCCAGCAGUGUGGACACAACAGCAGAGAAAGCUCACUGACACCAGUCUUUCCUCCCAGUGCGGAGAGAUCUGAAGCAAGGCCUCAGGUGGUAGUUGGAGCAUGACAGAGAAACAACACGUGGAAUUAGGCAGUCCUUACAGUCCUCAGGUCCCAAACUGCUCAGGGCUCUAAAGGUUAACACCAGUGCCCUGCUGAAAGUGACCUAUGGAGCAGACUGGCCAACCACAGAGAAUGCACCUAAUACCUUCACUGUGCAAUCCUAUUCUUGACUUGAAAUUAAGUCCCAGGUGAUUUCUAAGACAAUAUAUCUGAAAUAUAUAUUUCAGAUAUAUAUUGAAAAUACACUCUCUCACAUAAAUGCAUUAUACAAAUAUAUAUCUAUAUUUUUAUUAUAUACAUUUUAUAUAUUUUAUUAUACACCACCUUUGUUUCGUGUAUAAUAAAGUAUGUUGGCUGACUUGUUCUGCAAAUCAUGUUCAGCAUGUGAGGUGAACGGGUAAAGGAUUGCACCUCAGUGUAGGGAAACAGGCAAAUACAUCUAAGAGUUUUCUCUUCAAAUUCACUAAGCUAAGUGGCCUUAAGCUGAGAACACUCCACCUCUCUUAGGCUCAGUUUCAGGGUGAAAACACAGACCUGUAUUUUCUAAUAGGACGGAGAAGAGACGUGUUCUCGAAACGUUAAAUGAAUGUGAUAUAUAUGAAACAAAUUGUGUGUGCUAUACACAGUAGUUUCACAUAUCAUGUUUCCGUAAAUAUGUUGGUUGACUUGUUUUUCAGACUAUGUUGUGUAUUUGAGGAUGUACAAGGUUGCUUUAGCUCUUGAUACUGAAACGUCAGCCUGCCCUGUUUCCCCUUGAGGUCAAGGGACACAUGUUGCCAGAGAGUUCUCUUCUGCAUGUCCAUUGAGGGGAAGAGGCGGGUGCAGUGGCGUAGCGUGGGUUGUCAGCACCCGGGGCAAGGCAAGUAAUUUGCGCCCCCUAACCCGUGGAUUUGCGCCCCCUAACCCUAACCCCCAGAUGUUGCGCCCGGUGCGGCCGGCACCCCCCUGCACCCCCCACGCUACGCCACUGGGCGGGUGUAAUUUCCUGCUCAUUUCAGUAGGACAUGCCCAAAGAAAUUGGCCGUGCCUUGAGCUCCAAACUUCCUAGAGCCUGCAUAUCAACUGAAGGGAUCAAUUGCUUUCCUAUUGCCUUUGUUGGAAGCAUGUUUUAUAUUAUGGUCACUACUUAGCGAUAAUAUAUUUGCAGCAUAUUUAUCAGGCUUUUGCUGUUAAAGCCCUAAUUUUGGCCUGCAAUAAACCACAGAAAUCUUCCCUUAGACAGUUGAAACUUGGUCCCUUUAUAGCAAGAAUUUCCCACAAUGAGUAUUUAAUGUGCAAGUUAUAGUAUAGCAAAGUCACCUACCAGGUUUUAAAAAUAUGCUGUUAUAUAAAGACAAGCACAUAGCAAUCCUUUAUAUGUUUAUUCAGACGUCAGUGCUGUCGCAUCCAGUGGGGCUUCCUUCCAGGCAGGAUUGCAGCCCUCACCGUUUUCCAGCUCUUGGUUAAAGUAAUAAGUAAUAUUAUUAGAAGGAAAUAAAUACCCCUUUUGAAGUUUACUUUAGGUGUCUGAAUACAUUACAGUAUCUGUUUUCCUCACAUUUAACAAAACCCAAGUUUAAUCUUAAUACUUGAUGUUUGUGUGUUUUUUAUGACCCACCUUGCAUUUAUGGCUGAAAGUUGCAUUAAAAAAAAUAUCAUAUUGUAUUUUAAUGCUGCAACCCACCCUGGGAUCUUAGAGUGAAGGGCAGGCAAGAAAUAAAAGAAUGAAAAAAUAGUAAAAUAAUUCCAUGCAAACAUUAUUUAACCAUAGGCAGUUAACUCCUUAAAAAAACCCAUAUGUAUGAGAAAAGGACUUCAGCUUAAUGCUUCCAUUCAAAUAAAUUUGACUGAAAAGUACCUAACUUUGGUUGAAUCAUGCCCCCUAUUUUUAAAAUUUUGUUGCGAGCCCAUGGUAAUACUUGUAUAAUUUAACUUACAGAUUUAUAUAUUGUACAUUUGCUUCUCUUUGUGUUUUAUAUAUUCUUUGUUUAUGGCAAUGAUGAAUUAAACCAGUUAUUUUGAUAUCUAAUAAUUGAAGUAGUGAGAUAAAUCUAAACCAGUUAUCUUGAUAGCAAGAGAGAUCAAUCUGCAGGUAAUUUUGAUUCUAUUUUAAUAAGGUCAGUAAUAAUCAAGGGAAUGAACCAAGUAAAAAUUGUUCUCAGAGGGAUAUUAAAAGCCCAGAUAAUACAUUCCCCAAAGGUAUGAUGCGAUGACCUGGUAAUUUCAGAUAUGAUUUUAUCAUUUAGGAGUUGACUGUCUCCUGAGCCCGGCUUCUGAGCCACCGUCGAUUUUCAUUGUCAGUAGCUAACACUAAUAAAAUUGUUUUUCCUGGAGGCUAGUGUGUUAGGAAAUUAAUUUUAUUUAAUUAUGUGAAUUGCACUGUCACUUUUCACACUGUAAUUAAAAUGCAACUUGUCAGGUCCCAGCUCACUCUUUCUUGCAUUGUAUCUUCCUAGAGGACAGUUCAGAAAAAUGCAAAAUAUGUUUGCCUGGCUAAUAAAAAUUGCCCAGUGGAUAAGCGCCGUCGAAACAGAUGUCAAUACUGCCGAUUUCAGAAGUGUCUCAGUGUCGGCAUGGUAAAAGAAGGUAAGAGUUUGCUAUUAUUAGCCUGCACAUCAUACUACAAAACGGCUUGAGUGCAAAAGGAGGGACCCUAAAGGAAUUGUAAUUUUUAGAAAUAAUAGUGAAUGUCUUUGUUUUUACACGUUGCAUAACAGUGACUUUACAACAGAUGUUUGGGGGCUCUUAUUCCAAAUAACAUGGAUUGUUCGGAGGUUCUUUAGAUAUGGGAGCAGGAAAGUAGAACUUUUAAAAGGAAGGUUUUCCACACCAAUUAUUUAGUCUGCUCUCCUUGCUGUUUUACAUAGUUCUUGAUUCAUUGAGUCUUGUCUCCCUCUAUUUGAAUAGCCCAGUCCUAUACAUAGCCUAGUUAGAAAAAAGCCCUGCUAUGCUGAAUGGGGCUUACUGCAUUGCACUCUCACCAAAUUCAUAUAAAUACUGCCACUUUCCUUUUCUCAAAAUUACUAGGUACUUUAUAGACAUGAAACAAGCAGAUAAUAUCCUUUUUGCUAUCAUAAUUGAUAAUAGUGUUUCAGGGUUGCAAGCCUUUUUAUCCAUUAAAUAUAGAGAUUUAUUAGUAGAAGUUUUAAUAGAUUAAUGUUGGGGCUAAUUUGAAAUGGUGAGGUCACAUUUUAAUCAAUGUGAUUUGGGUUUUGUUUUUUUAAAAUGCUAUGUUUAGUUUUGGUGUUUUCCUGUAAAAGGACAUUUCCAAGAAAAUAUGUUUUUUGUUUUGUUGAUUAGAAAAUAAACUACAUCCCCCACACGAAGGAAUUGCUGAGAGCACCUUAUGACUUAAAUGCAACAACAAAAUACAAAUGAGCAAAACUAAAAAACGGCAGCAGAAGCACAAAGGGUGCUUAAGUCAUACUCCAAGAAGACCCAGUGAAAUCAGUAGACUGACUUAUAAGUUAGUCAUGGCUAACUUUAAGGCCACGGACACAGUUGCUGGCAGGCAAUAUAUCCACAGAAUCAAAAGCUUUUUUAAAAAAAGUUACCAGUUGUCAGCAGAACCACAAAUAAAGAGGCAGAAUAACCGAACCCCUUGGGGCAGAGAGUUCCACAGAUGGGGCACCACCACAGAAAAAGCCCUUUCAUGUGUUCCCACCAAAGGCAAUGGCAAUUUAAUAUUUGGCUUUCCUCUAUUUAUGUGUGGAAGCUAUUUUUAACUCCCAUCGGUAUCUAAAAUAAUUACACUGAGGGUUGAAUAUUAUGUGUAUUAUCAGUUGAAAAGCAAAUAAUUUGUCAGAGCCACUGGCUCGAGUGUCAGACUAGGACCUAGUAGUUCCCUGUCCAACCAUUAAGAUCCCCGAUCUUGGCCAGUCACAAUCUCUCGCCAUAGCCUACCUUUCAGGGCUGCUGUGAGGAAAAAAUGGCAGAGAAUCAUGUACACCAUGUCAGGCUCCUUGGGGGAAAGGAGUAAAAUAAAGAAGCUUAAUAUGCAGGACUUUGUCUUCUCAGAAGUAAGCCCAAUUGGGUUCAGUGGCAUUUACUCAGGAAGUAUGUGGCUGCAGCCCUGUGCACACUUAACUGGGAGUAAGUCUCAUUGAAAUCAAUGGGACUAACUUCUAAGUAGACGUAUCAAAAAUAGCUCUGUAAAACUGUUUAAUUGUUGACAGUCUUGUUUUAUCUAAAAUCAUUAAUACAGACUGAGCUGAAGACUUCAAGAGAAGAGAAUUGCCAUGUAGAUCAUGUUUUCAGUCAGUUACAAGAUGUAUUUGUCAAUAUUAUAUUUCAUUUUAUCUUUAGUGCUAAUUACAAAUGUAAAGGUAUUUGUUUUUAGCAGUGCUGUGGUUUAUGCAUGACAAUCAAGCAUGUACAAAUUUAAAUCAUGCAAGACUCAUAAAUUGCCUGUAAUCUCCGUCCCCUAUAAAUGUUACAGAAUAGACAGGAUAGUGCUCUAGUGAAUACUGACUAUUGGUACAAUAAGUGCUGUUGUUGUUUUACAUAAUAUCCGUUUGUGUAACUGCUGUGAACUGAAAACUGCAUGUUUAAGGAAGGGAGAUCGAUAGACAGCUUUCUUGUCUGUUUUGAUUUCCCUCGUAUUAAUUAGGCAAAAAGCUGACCGUGUAAUGUUCACGUGUAUCUUGUUGGAAUUUGCCUCUGAAGACUGAUGGUGUGUGUUUUUUGUUUUCUCUCCUCCUUGAUCAGUUGUCCGUACUGACAGUUUGAAAGGGAGAAGAGGCCGACUGCCUUCCAAACCAAAGAGCCCUUUGCAGCCAGAGCUUCCUCAGCCCUCGCCACCUUCUCCUCCAGUCAGUAUGAUGAAUGCUCUUGUGCAAGCGUUAUCCGAUUCCGCACCCAGAGAGCUUGAUUAUUCCAGAGUAGGUUUUGUGCUUUUCUAUAUAGAAUUAGCUUUUUUGAUGACCAAUGGCUUUUAGCAAAUAUAUUUGGCCUGCUGAUACAUAGGAUUCUUUAUCAACCGUUGUGUUUUAAUGUAUGAAAUACCGGUAAAUACCGGAUGCAGGUAGAACAAGUGGGUGGUUUCUGGCCGCAGUAAUGGGUGCUUUGUGACUGUAUAGCAUUUUGCCAGAAGUUGUCUGCUGCAGAAUGGUUUCAUUUUAUUCCUGAAAUUGGUCAGGGCUUCAUGCAUGUUUCUGUAAUACAGAGAGUAGAAAGUAACAAAAGGAACCCCAUUUAAUUUAAAUGAUUUGUGAAUCAUAAGUGUGUUUCAGUCCAGUCAUUUGCAUCUUUACUUGGAAGUAAGUCCCCUUAAAUCCAAUUAGUAACUGUGGUUAGAACCAAGGAGUAAGAAAGACUGGAAUUUUCCUGUGGUUUCUCAUGUACACCAGCCAGCACUUUUGGACCCAAUCUUCCACCAUUUCAAAAUUUCCAUAUACAGUAAGCCUACAGCUUAGGUACAUUUAACUUGUGCGCAUUCAGCUUUAUGCACUUGGCCAAAUUUUUUAAAAAUUAAUUAAUAAGAAUAAAAAUAAAAAAAUUAGAAAGGGGGCAAGUGGGCACCCAGGUGAAAAGACUUUGGCAAUCGCACCCACAUCCAAUGUGUUUUGACUAUAUGUGAUUUUGGCUUUAGGCACCACGCCCAGAAUUUAACCCCUGUGUAAGUUGUGGGCUUCCUGUAUCUUAAGUGAAAGCGAGACUCUGACCUCAGGAAUAUGCUUUCUUUCUGAAGUGAAAAGCCAUCACCUCGAAAUGAAAAGAUAGCCCACCGCUUGACAAAUCCCUAGUCAUAAAUCUUAUCAUAAUUUUAUGCUUUCAUUUGGCAUGUUUCAUUUGGGAUGGUUUGCAAUCUGGAGCAUUAAAGUUGGUUAUGUACACAAAUAAUAGUUAAAGCUGCCUUGGGGGUGGAGAUCGUGACCCAGAACCUAAACAUGUUUCCCAAUUAACUUAAUCAGUGGGGCCUACUUCCAAGUAAUUUUGGGGGAUUGGAGAAUAAUUUUUUUUGUAUUUUACUCACGAUGGUUAGUAUCCGCUGCUUUUGUGUAGUUCUAAUGCAUGAGAUUUUUUUGGUGGAGCAUGUAUUUACACAGAAGUAGUUUGAGAGUGAGCACUUAAGAUUUCAGCUGGAUUUCAUGAGUCCUAUUGCAGAAUGCAACUCUUGUUGAGAAGCGUGUGUAAACAUGUUGAUUAUGUUUUAAUUGGCAAUAUUUUGUUCCCAAAUCAUAUUGCUGACCAGCAUUUUAGAUUUACCUGGGUACAUAAACUUUGAGCAGUCAGCACAGCUUAGCAAAAUUUUGUUAAAUAAAAUUCAUUUAAUAUUAACUAUUGAUUAGUCUUAACUUUUGGCUAAAUAUGUUUGCCCAGUUUUUCCACAUGCCUUACAUAGGGCUGGUUCAUCUUUAUUAAAUACUUUGCAGAAUCAAUGUGGACACACAACAGUAGUUUCAUGACCAGCCAGUAUUUUGAGCCAGAGUCAUCCUAGAUAACUUGAAUUGAUGAUCCUUAGAUGCUAUACAGUUAUGCCUGAAUUUAUUUUGACUUGCUGCUAAUGUUUUAGGGCUGGUAUUAGCUUACCCAACCCAUAGCAACAGUAUAUUUAGAAACUGGCUUUCAAAAAGCAGUCACUAGGAGGAAACCCUUUCAAGGCCUCAUUCGGGUCUCCCACCUGUUUUUACACUGUUCCAACUCCAUUUCAGACAUGAGCUGCGUCAAGGCGAUAAGAAUCUAUCCCUAAACCAUUUUUUUAUUCAGACAAAACUCUUGUUGAGUUCAGUGAGAAUUAUGCCCCAUGCAGUGACUCUGGGAGAUCAUAAAUUAACAAGGAGUGUUUGCCUGGCGCUAAACCCAGGGUUUCAAACCUUGUGUUACCUUCAUAACACUAGAGUUAAAAUGACAGCAUUUGCAGGGGACCAGCGGCAGGAGGGAAAGACUGAGCUCCUUCUCAGCCUGCUCAUUCUAUCCUGCAAAUGCCCCCUGGGCAAUAUAUACCCCCACAGUCAGGCUUGAAAACCAAAAGUGAGUCCCAGCUGGAGGUUUGUUUAGUUAGGUAUUUUUAUACUGCCCUUUACCGCAACAGUCACAGGACAGUGUGCAGCAAACUGCAUUGCACUGAACUGGAACUGGAGGGAAGGCUUGUGACUAAGGACCACAAAAUAUGAUUAACAUAACUCAGCCUUUUGGGAGUGAAUUCCUUCCUUCCUUUUAAAACAACAAACUUAAAAUAUACUUUUGGAUUAUUAAGGAUAUCAAAUCAAGCAAACAUAGACAGCUUAAAGUUUCAUUAGUAAUGUGGCAGAUGAGACAGGCACAACCCUCCCAAUUUAGUAGGAACUAAAUUCAGAAGUUUUACAUUUACCCUUCUGAUGUUUACAUUGGUGACAUACUUAACAGACAAUAUGCUACCUUGGGCCACAUUUGUGGUUUUUUUUAUUUUCAUCAGUUUCUCUCUCUCUCUGAUACAGUUGGCAACCUUUUAACUCCCCUUCCUUUUAUAUACGAUUAAUAAAAUUUCUGCAACACAUUUCUACACCAGAUAUACUCUCAAUCAAUACACAAUCUCCACUAAAGUUUCCGAGCAGCACCUGCCGUUUACUGGAGUGGUUGGUGCAUUCAGCCUAAGGGCUUACACCAUGGUAGACAGCAGGAGCUGGAUGGGCCUCUGAACCCCCAGAAUCUUUGGGGAUCUGCACUGUUAAGCCUCUUGGCUGGUAAUACUCUUUAGGGAGACUAAAAACAAAAAACAACAACUUUGCUGUGUUUCCACAUUAAAUUGCCUUUAGUUCACAAGAAUUCAGUUGUGCUUCUUUCUUUCUCGUGGCACUAUUUUUAUUGGUUAGGGAGGACAAAAGAUAUUAGCAGGGCUGCCAGGUUGCAACUUGCAAACCAGAGAUCACGCCUUUUACCAUUAAUGCAUUUGAGUUCUUGCCACCCACUCCCUUGCUUCCCAGAUCUCAUUAGUCACCCUCUUCCCCCCACCCCCCAUCUGCUGUAGGGGGCAGGGACUGAGGUUCUGCAAAUUGCAGCAGAAAGGCGAAGAGGAGCUAUGGGACCUGGGAAGGAUGCGGCAAGAGAGUAAUCUCUGCCACUGCGCAUAUGCAUUUAGGUUUCAAGUUCAACCUGCAAAGAAGCUGUGCUGAUAACAAGUAUCACUUUUAUCUGCUUAGAAAAUAAAUAUUUUUAGGCAAGCAAUUUAUUAUGGUCACAGGCCAGUGAAAUUCAGUAGAAAGAGGCACAACAUCUAGUAACAAAUACAGCCAGCAAGUUUUUUUAAAAUAAAAAAAAAGGCAUCAUGGUUGGGGGAGAACCUGGCAACCCUCUUGGAGACACAAGAGGAUACAUACAUUUCAGUACGUUUCUUUUGUAGCACCCCCCCUCCCCAGCCACUUAAUUUUUUUACACUCUCUAAUUACAAUACAUAUCCAGCUGUCAUCCUGGCAUACAAACUUACAGGUCGUUUAUAUAUUCCCUGCUUAACCGUGGAGUCCUAAAAUGGAGGGGGAAUGCAAACAUGAAGGCCACUUAACCAACUUGUCCAGCAGCAGAACUCCAGCUCCCAUCAGCACCAGCCAUGGUGGUCAUUGGUCAGGGAUUGUGGGAGUUGCAGUCCAGUGAUUUCUGGAGGGCUUCAGGCUCCCCAUCUCUGAUUAAGUAUUCAAGCCCCUGAUUGUAGAUCUAUCAAAUGGGAAUGCUAACAUGUUUGUCAAGAAAUAUUAUUUGUGAAAAGCUAGCGAAAAGUUGUUUUUUAAUCUUUCAGACAAAAAUAUAUUGUCAAGGGGAAAUCUGAAGUGGGCCUUUGUCCCUCAAUAUGGCAGUAAUAAGUUGUGCAGCCCUGCUCUUCAAAAAUGUUUCAGGUCAUUCCAGUUUUCUUUUAACUUCUCUUGACAUUCGUACAAAGGUUUCAUCUGAGUGGAAUCCUCCAGAUUUCCCCCUGAAUUUCACUUUAGAUUAACUUCUCUGGCAACUCUGUUGGUACGCAGUAUAGCUUGGCCUCACAGUUGUAUAUCCUGUAGCUGUAGUAGAACAUGCUUUUAAAAGGCAGAGAUGAAGAAUUAGGAGAUAGUGGAAGGUGAUGGGAACUGAUCUGCAAGUAAUUGAAGGAAAUGGGCUGUGGGGAAUGGUGACAUCAUUCUUCUAAGUCGGGGUGGCCUUUCUGCGGCUUUCCUUGACGUUCCUGGACUCCUAGCUCCCCUUGGCACUGGCUGCUGCAGUUGGGAUCAGGAAAACUUUCCCACAACCCACAAAGUAAUUGAUCCUACAAAUUUAGAGAAGAGAACUUGAGAUGGGGUUUUAGGCAAAGCAAAACCCAGGUAACGCACAAUGUGCAUGCAUUUCCACCUCAACAUUUUAGCCUUAGUACGCACUUGCUCAAACAUCACUUUCACAUUGUUAUAAAAGAGCACGUCUGAUGGCCCUUCUGAGCGAUGCGAAUGCCAGACUGCCCAUGAGGCAAGGUGAGGCGACUGCCUCAGAUGGCAGGAUCCACAGGGGCGGCAGAUCUGGUCUCCAAAGAUCAGAUCACCCACUACAGCGCCACAGCAGCUGCAGCGUGCUCCUUGGAGGCCAAACCACCCCCCACCCCCCGUUCUUGAUGAAGAUCUUCACUCCCCUUUUCUUCCCGGGUGAGGAGAGUGCCAUUCUGUGGUUUAUCUCAGGUGCCAAAAUGUCUUGGGGCCAGCCCUGUCAAGUGUUUGAUGGAAAAAAUCAUGUUCUAGAUUAGUUUUUUGGAGUACUAUACUACCAGUCAUUCUGUGGGGUAGAUUAGUUUGAGCCAAUAGCCCAGAGUCACCCAGUACACUUUAUGGGCGAGCAGGGGUGUUAAACCCAGAUCUCCCUUGACUUUCCAAAUCUCUACUUUUAAGAACUGGAGUUUGCUUUCCCCUUCUCCCUCCCACUCCCUUUUCCUUACACGUUGUAUCUUCUGAGAUUGUGAGCAGGAGGGCAGGAACUGCCGCGACUGCUCCAGGAGCCUUUUCGGCUAAAGGGCGAGGUACAAAUAUAUAAGUAAAUAAUACAUAAAGUCCACGCCAGCUCUUAUAACCAUUUUAGUUUCAGAGAGACUGUAAUGGCAGCAAAGCGGGCUGAUUAAAGGAUGCUUUUGAUUGAUACAACUCUCAUGUAAGAGUCAGGAAGCCCAGAGGCAUGGUUUAGGAGUUGAGGUGCUUAUGAAUUGUCAUAUUUACUGUGUCUGUGUAGAAUAAGCAUUCAGAGCUACACAUAUAAAAACAAAGCACACCUGACAAUUUGUAUAAAAUCUGCUUUUGCUUGGCAGAAAAGAGGUUAAGAAGAAUACUGUGAUAUUUCUCAAAAACGUAUUUCCCCUUUUCUCUUUUCAAAAAUAAUUUUCAUUCUAGUACUGUUCCACUGAGCAGACUUCUACAGGUACAGAUGCAGAACAUGUGCAACAAUUCUAUAAUCUUCUCACUGCCUCCAUUGACAUAUCCAGGGUCUGGGCAGAAAAAAUCCCAGGAUUUACAGACCUCCCAAAGGAAGAUCAAACUCUACUCAUAGAAUCAGCGUUUUUGGAGCUCUUUGUAUUGAGAAUGUCCAUCAGGUAAAUCUGAGGUUCAUUUUGUCAAGAAGUCAUGACUUAUUAAUAUUUUAAAAUAUAACUGACGUCAUUAACUCUGUUGUUUCUAAAACUAUAAUAGCUGUGCAAGUUGAGCUCUGUCUUUGGGAUAGGCAGGAUCUCUCGGCUGACAUGUGUCAGUCAGACUUGUUUACUUGGUCAAGGGCUUAAUUCGCGUGCCAAGUAAAUUAUGAGUCAAGAAAAGAUUCCCCAGGAUAAUUGGAAUUCUUGAUCCCUUCUCUGCGUGUGGGUUUUUUUUUUCUUGGCAUGACUUUGUAAAAGUUGCUUUGAUUGUGCAGAGGUGGGUAAAGGAAAGUUCAGUGCAAACAUGAUAGAUGUGUCCCAUAGACAUUUACUGCAAGCAUGACUGAAGGACUCCCAUUAAAACACAAACAAACCCUUCUCCCUACAUACGCGCAGGAGAAGGGUUCUUGCAUGUUUUUUCAGGGAUUUGCAACUCAGCUGAAAUGAGAUUACUAUGUGAUCGGCUGUUUUUGUAGACCUGCCCCAAAGAUUUAGUCUUGCCAAUCCAUUUUAUUCAGACUUCUUUCCAAGUAAACAUGUACUAGUUUGCAAAUGAUGUGCUGUUAACAAUGGCACAUACCACUCUAACAACGUUCAUAAUGUGUGUCUUUUUACAUUCAAGAUCUGACACUGCUGAAGAUAAAUUUGUUUUCUGCAAUGGACUUGUGCUUCAUAGACUUCAGUGCCUUCGUGGAUUUGGGGAGUGGCUCGACUCAAUUAAAGACUUUUCCUUAAAUUUACAGAGCCUCAACCUUGACAUCCCAGCCUUAGCAUGCUUAUCAGCUCUAAGUAUGAUGACAGGUAAGAGCACUUUCAAUUUUAAAAAAUCUCUUGAGUUAAAAAAAAACUCUGCAAAUAUUUUUUAGAGAUAAUAAGGUGUUUCAGUAAGUGCCCAUCCACUUUUACAAUAUUCUAAAAAGUUAUGUCAUUCUUAAAAAGGUAAAGGGACCCCUGACCUUUAGGUCCAGUCAUGGCAGACUCUGGGGUUGCGGCGCUCAUCUCGCUUUAUUGGCUGAGGGAGCCAGCGUACAGCUUCCGGGUCAUGUGGCCAGCAGGACUAAGCCGCUUCUGGCGAACCAGAGCAGCACACGGAAACACCGUUUACCUUCCCGCCAGAGCGGUACCUAUUUAUCUACUUGCACUUUGACAUGCUUUCAAACUGCUAGGUGGGCAGGAGCAGGGACCGAGCAACAGGAGCUCACCCCGUCGCGGGGAUUCGAACCGCCGACCUUCUGAUCGGCAAGCCCUAGGCUCUGUGGUUUAACCCACAGCGCCACCCGCAUCCCAUGUCAAUCUUAAAUGCUUGCAAAGGCUAGACUGACAAGAGUUGCAAUAGUGAAUUAUUCCUGUUCAUAAAGCCCUUACUGCUAUGUUUUCCUUGAGAUCAUUUUCUCUGUGAUAUUUCACUUGCCAACAAAUUGCAUUACACGUUCUCAGUCCUGUAAGUUUCUGGCAUUAUUUAUUCGUUAACUGAUACUUUUUUGUGUUCAGUCAGAGGCUGCAGUAAAUAUUUCAUUGGAGAAAGGGAUUUCUUGCUAAGAAUGUGACUUGUGUUCAGUCCUGAUCAAAGUUAGUCUGCCUAAAUUCCUGUGAAAUCAAUGAUAUGUUGGAAUAAGUCCUGGAUUUCAGCUCUACUGAUCUUGGGCCAAAUCAUGCCACUUUCAUUUGGAAUUGUGUAGCAGGCAAGAAAUGCGUAACACAGCAACACUCCCUGCAGAAGUGUUUUAUUGCCCAGCAGGCACCGGUAGGCCAUUUCCCAUGGCGCAUGGCUUGUGGUGAGCCACUCCUCUCUUGGGGGUAGUGCGUUCAAGACAAGCACUCCUAACCCAAAUCAGAUCAUGAGCCCACUACCAGGUCCACCUUGUUUGGAUAAAGCUUCAGCCUCUUGUAUCCCUUGCAACAGAUGAAGCAGAGACCCUUGCUUUCCACUGUCUCCCUAGGGAUGCAUGGAAGCAAUCCUAGCAUCAGAAUCUUGAUGCCUCCUCUGCCCAAAUCUCUAAGUGAGAUUUUGUCUGCGGCUUCCUAUAGAACAAGGGUCCUGCUUCUAGGUCUUACUCUCCAGGAACAAGCAAAGCCCCUAGGUUCCCAAAACCAUUUGCAGAAGAAUAAACCACAGAGCCUAGGGCUUGCCGAUCAGAAGGUUGGCAGUUUGAAUCCCCGUAACGGGAUGAGCUCCCGUUGCUCGGUCCCUGCUCCUGCCAGCCUAGCAGUUCGAAAGCACGUCAAAGUGCAAGUAGAUAAAUAGGUACCGCUCCGGCGGGAAGGUAAACGGCGUUUCCGUGCGCUGCUCUGGUUUGCCAGAAGCGGCUUAGUCAUGCUGGCCACAUGACCCGGAAGCUGUACGCCGGCUCCCUUGGCCAAUAAAGCGAGAUGACCGCUGCAACCCCAGAGUCAUCUGUGACUGGACCUAACAGUCAGGGGUCCCUUUACCUUUACUGUGGUAUGAAAAGCUGCUGAGGGGUCCAGGAGAACCAACAGGAUGGAAGUUUUCCCCUGGAAUGACUCCCAGGGCAAGGGAGGCUGUCCUUUUCUGGCCCGAGGGCUAGGCCACAUGGGCUGCUGGCCACCCUUCCAUGCCAGCAGUGGGGGUGGCCAUUGCAGAUGCGCCCAUGCGCUUUACAUGCAGCCCACACACUUCAUGAGACAUGCAGCCUCUCAGAACUCUCUCUCUCAGACAACCACUUCUUGGCAGGUCACCUCCAGCCUCAUGGGCCACUGGCUUACUGUCCCUGUAAAAGAAAACGUGGUAAAGCGUGUUCUCCAUAAUAGAGAGCACGUGUUGCGGUGGGGGCCUAAAGGCCACCCCACUGUUGUUGGGCAUAUUGGCCACAUGCUGUGAUUGGGCAAGGAGUGUUGCUGGGGAGAAUGUUAUGUUGCUAAAGUGUGGGAGGGGUCAGAGGUCUUAAAUACAGGGCUCGCAACCUGGGGCCUUCUCUUGGGCUGCGUGCACCGGAUCACCCGCCCACCCUCCCUGAAAAGGGGGGAGGGUUCAUUGUCCUCUGACCUUGCUAUGCCUGUCGUGGGAUCGUCUGCUUUUGGGGCAGGGGCCUGGUAGGAAUUUUGUCCAUUUGGCUGAUUGGCUGUUGCCAUUUGGUUUUUGCCUACUGCAUAGCAAAUCGUCACAACUUGUAAGGUUGGCGGUUAGGCAUUGGUUCAAAUUGGUUGGUGGAGGGGUAAGUGCCUACCCCUCCAUUGGUGGUGCGGAAAAGGAAUUCUGUUAAAGGAAUCCAGGGGCUUGCCAUCCUUUUCGUCCUAGUCCGUGGAAUCGGACUUGGGCCGUGCAAGCCCCAGGGAGCAUGAGGGUAAGAGAUGAGGGACUGAUGUCCAGCUUCAUUUCUCCCCAAUAUGGUUCUCCCUGACUGGCUUCCGCUGGAAUCCGGAAGUCCGUCCUGUCUCCCUGACUGGCUUCCGCUGGAAUCUGGAAGUCAGUUCUGUCCCUGGGGCAAGGACAGAUAGUCGUAACCAGUGCCUAAGCAACCACUCACGUGUGUGUAUUUAAAUAAAGUUGUGGCCAAAUUCAUGCCAAAAACCUUAAACAAAAAUUGAUGUGUGAAGUGUAAGUUAUUGGGGUGGCCUGGGGGACCUCAACGUGCCACUUUCUCUUCCAAGGCAAUAUGGUACAGAGUACCAAUUAGCAGGAGAGAGAAAGCAACAGUCAAGGAGGGCUACCUCUCCAGUUGAUGGGCUUCCUGGAAGCUUCUCUGGAAAACCUUAUAAAGGCUUAGAAGGACCUUCUUAUGUUUUCCAUAUCUGUUACCACCUACCGUUUGUCACAAGUUUGGUGGAAGGUGGAGUAUAGUGAAAGCUUUUCUUAAGAUUCAGGAUUUUCUAAUAUAGCACUUUACACAACACAAUAAAAUCAUUUUUCCCCAGCCCUGAAAUAUCUGGCUUGGAGAUUGCUUUCUCUCCAGCCCUUUUUACAGGUAAAUAAGCUGCAAAAAGUAGAAGAUAAUCAAAAUAGCAAAGCUUGGUUGAGGUGCUUUUCAUUUCUUAGAAGAGUGUCUGAAUUCCUGAUGGAAUUCCAGGCCUAGCACUGAUGGAGCUCACAGUGGAUAUUGAUCUCCACUUGAAUUCACUGAAUAAAUAAUGGUUGCCAUAGUUAUAGAGUAUUCACAACUGGUAGGGAAGCUGGGAGAUCUCCAAAACACCUUCUGUGACAGUUCUGCCAUCAAAUCCUCCAAUGAAACUAUGGCACUAAAAUUAUGUAUACAUCAUCUAGAUCCCUUUCUCUUCACCUGUGGCCGCAUAAACAUUUUGGUCUCUUAACUGGAGAAGGCAUUUUUUAAAGACAUUAGUGGUGUUUUAAAACCAAACUAGUUCAUGCCUCUAACUGCCACACCUCACCCUGACAUUCACAUCUCAGUACUGUAGUUACUAUGUAAUGUGGUUAGUAAUGAGCAGCCUUUUAGUAUAAAUAAGAGGAGCUGACACAUUGAUCAUAAAACAUGGGUGCUCACUUGCGUUCUCUCCUGUUGCUUUGCAGAACGACAUGGCUUAAAAGAACCAAAGAAAGUGCAUGAGCUAUGCAACAAGAUCAUGAGCAGCUUUAAAGAUCACUUGGCCUUCAGCUGCCAAAGCAAAGGACAACUUUUUGAGCCUGUGGAGUCCAAAGUGCUUGGGGUCCUUGCUGACUUGCGCUCCCUCUGCACCCUCGGACUGCAGCGGAUCUUUUACCUGAAAUUGGAAGAUUUGGUGCCGCCUCCUUCCAUUAUUGACAAACUGUUUCUGGAUACCUUACCAUUCUGAGGUUCAAAUUACCCUCGUGAAGGGCAACUGUCUACCAGAGCAGGCAAAAAAAAAGACUGAAAACUUAAUGCUAACAGUGCUGCUCUCAUUUAACCGGCGGAAAAAGCAAUUCCAGCCCUGAGCGUUGGACUUCGCCUAAUGAAUUUCCUUGCAAGCUGCCUAAAAUGUAUCUACAGGUCUGGAGCUAGGAAACUGGAGAGAGGGAGCGUUGAGUGCAGUUUUUGUUUUUAAUCACUAAUAUGGCACUUUUGAACGAUGCUACCCCAGCAGGAAAAAAUCUAUUGCAUAGCACCUCAUCUUAAGUGGUGAGCAGAAAAUUGUAGAUGCUGUGUGUUUGAAAAUAGUAGUGUUUGAAAACAGUAACAAUGGCAAAUUGUUCAUGCAGGUAGUAUGUCUUUUAUAGUUUAUACCUUUAGCAUACUUCCUGUACAAAGGGCACAUUAACCUGGCACAAAUGAAAAAUUCUCUCUCUUUUUUUCUAAUGUUGAUUCAUGUUUCGUAUCAAUCUGAUAUAGCAAAAUGACAACGGCUGUUAACUCCCAUGGUCAAGUGCAAUUUUUAAAGUCUUGUUUGUUAAUUAUAAUUUAUUUUAAUAUAAAAAGUAAAUGGAAAUAGCAAGAGUGGGGGGGCAUAGUUUUUACAUGCACUAACUUCCAUGAUAAAGUUUCCGAAACUUUAGAUCCAUGUAACAUGACUUACUAACAUGCCAAAUUGGGGGGAGGGGUGGAGUGGAGAGGAAAGGCGGGAAGGAGCAAUUUGUGAUGAGGCCACAUUCUUACGAAGUAAGUCACGAUGCAUAGCACCGAAAGGGUCAGCCCCAUGCAUAGUUACAGUUUAGAACUGAAUUUAGCAAAUUGAUUAGUAAGGAUACAAGACCUUUUGGAAGAAGAACAAGUCUUGUAAAAAAUAGUCUGAAUGUAAAUGCUAGAAAGGUUUUAGUGGGCUGCAUUUUAAACAUUCCGUGUAUGUACUCCCUAUUUUGUAUGUUUAUACUGUUGAUGCUAUAUUAAUAUGAAACUAUUUGUUGCAUAGUGUCUUUAUUUGUAUAAAUAUUUGCAUGCAUAAUAUAUUGUAAAACUUCGCCUGUAUUUAUUGCAAUGACUGCCCGCUCCUGGGAGCCGCGUUACACAGAUCAACGAAAUAGUGCGUUCACACUGAUUCAGUUGAGUGUGGGUAGUUCACACACACAUAUAUGUGCGCAUUUCUAUUAACCAGCUGUAUAUAAAAUUCAUCCUUCCACAAGUAAACUUUAUCUUACUGUUUUAUUUGCAGUGACUUUUAAGGCAGUACAAUUUAGCACUUUGAUAUUAAAAAUUUUGCUCAUGUUUGGUAACAUAAAUAAUAUUUAAAUAUUUUAGUUCUUUACAAAAAAAGAUUAUAUGCACUGUAUUAAGUUAAGAUUGGUAAUUUUGCUAAAAAGAAGAAGAAAAGAAAACAUUUUGAAUGUCAGUUUCAUGCCCCAGUACCUUUUUUUAGUUAACAGUCUACAGUAAUUUUGUAUUUUUAAAAAAACCUGUAUAGAAAUUAAAUUAUACAAUCAAACAGAUGCCAAAUUAACUGCCUAAUAGAUGCAUUGGACAACCUAGAUAUCAAGUUAUUAUCUCACUUUUAAAAAGGCUGGUAUUUUAUCUUUAUAUUUGGGUGUGCUUUUGGGGGGAAACAUAUUAUUAUUCUCAAGAUUGGUAAUGGUAUCAACAGGGAAAGUUAUAUUAUAAGUUAUAUUUUCAGUUUUCCUUCAGAUAUUUUAAAAAUUACUGCUUUUUUAGUAUUGACUUCAUGAGCAAACAGAAUAGCAUGAUUAAAUAUCCUAGGAAACAGCUUUUUAUUGCAGGUAAAUUUUACUUGUUGAACUGUAAAGCAAUCGUAUUUUGAUUUUGAAUUCAUGCACCCAAUCAGAAGAGAAUUUAAAAGGCAUGCUAAUGUGUUUGCCACAUGUGCAAAAUAUAUAACUCACUAGAGGUAAUAAGAACCUCUGACAGUAAUUUAAUUUUUCACUUUCAUUCUCUUUCUGGAGACACACAAACCACAGUUCUCAUUUGGCAGUAAAUGGCAUAUGAAGGGUUGCUUUUUUUUAUAAUAAUAGGCAAACAAAGUUUAUUAGAAAGAAUAUGCUUUUGUAGUUGUAAGAAUUUUUUUAGUUAAUAUAUUUUCAAUAUUCAAAUAAAAUGCAAACAUUUUUGAAAGUUUGUGGUACAGAACUAGUUCAAAACACUUCUCAGAAUCUCUUCUCCAUUCAGUUAAUUUCUGAGAUGUCCAAAUUUCCGGGGCUCAGAGACAGUGAUGAUAACUCAUCAUGGCAUAAUAAAUAUUCCCACAGUUAAAUUUCCUGUGAUCACUGUGUUUCAGUUCCAUAGUUGUUGUUUUUUUUGGGGGGGGACAUAAUCUUUGUUACCUAUGGAUAAUUAUUUUUUUAAGUUGAUCAGUUUGUUCAUACAGGAUAGUCACUGACAAAUCUCAAGAGUGAAAAACGAAACGAAAUGCAAAGCCAGUUCUGCUACUCCUUUUCUUAGAAACUUCUCAGUGUGAACAUGCCUUGUUUCAUAUACUAAAAUCAGGAAUAUUACAGCUGUUAAUGGAGAGUGCCUUGUUUUUAUUUCUAUUUCAGAUAAUAGAGUGCUUCAGAAGUUUUCUGUUCCUCUAACAGCAAUGCUUCUGUUUUGUGAAUGUGUUAACCUGUAGGGUUGAAAGAAAUGCUCUUCUACAUAUCCAGUGUAAAUUAAAAUGAUUAAAUUGAAUUAACUUUUCCCCCAGAGGCCCUAUUUGUAUUGAAUUUUGCUGAAUUAUGAUGUGAUUUUUUUUAUCUCUUAGAUCUGCUGUGGUUUAAAACCUGGGAGCAAGCUUAGAACACUGAAAAUUUAGCAGGAACUUGGUUUGCGUAUCUUGAGAAAUAAAUCAUUGCAUUGAAAAGCCGGCCUCUCGAUAACCUUACUAUUCAGUAUAGAGGAUAUAUAUGCAGUAUGUGGGCUUUCAUUUUUUUUAUUUUAUUUUACUGACUUAGUUUUUUUCUGCUAUCAUAAGUCCUGCCAGAGAAGUGGGGGAAGCAUAAGUACAGUUUGUGUUUUUUAGACCACCAGUUCAACAGUUUAAUGUCCAUAACGCACACAUUAUUUUUGUGCAUCCAUAAGAAUGCAUGAUUUUUGACCAGGAUAUGAGAAACAGUUGUUUCUACUGAUUCCACCACACCCGACCAGCAGAAUGUGUGUUGAUAUAAGCUUUCUCAUUAUUAAUUCAUUUAUUUAAAGUGAAUUAAGAAUUAGAAAGCUUAUAUUAACACACAUAUUUAAAAUCAAAACAUGACUGCCAAAAGUAUUUAAAAAUGUACAGCCCACUUUCCUUUUGAAAUGUGCUAUGGGGAGCACCUCAUGAUUGGACUUACUUAUUUUGUGCAGUGCUAAAAUUGUUUAUAUGCGAGUAACUUUCCACAGUUCUGUCACAUUGGACCUGCCCAAGAAUAUUCGAAUUACUCAGUACUUGUAAUAACUAACCUUGGUGGGGGGGAUAUCACCUGUUUGUGCAAAGGGCUGCAAACCCAAGAAAAAAUAAAAAGGACUCUCAGGAUGC
Podarcis lilfordi (Lilford's wall lizard) is the source of this 25374-nucleotide messenger RNA. The record is from the annotation of a GenBank genome assembly. NCBI's taxonomy places the organism in Eukaryota, Metazoa, Chordata, Lepidosauria, Squamata, Lacertidae.